GCGCCAGCCUUUGAAGAAGUUCCUUGACAGUUUUGCUCUUUCCAUCCUCAAGAUGGAGUCCAAACGAGCCAUUGUCAUACCAGUCACUCUCAAAGGCCCCAACUACCUUCUCUGGUCACGCCUAACCAAGACAGCCAUAGGAGGAAAGGGUUUAUGGAGCCAUUGCAUCUCAGAUGCUCCAAACGACUCCAAAGGUGUCGCCACACAAGCUGAAGGCGAAGCAGGUUCCAAACCGGUCUCUGAAGACAGAUGGCUACAAGAAGACCUCACUGUCCUCUCCAUACUCCAAAGCUCCUUGGAUCCAUCCAUUCUUGAAGCCUACUCCUACUGUGAGAGUGCUAAAGAGCUUUGGAGUACACUUAAGAAGAUCUAUGGGAACCUGUCCAACCUCAGCCGAGUCUUUGAGAUCAAGAAGGCCAUCAACAACAUGUCCCAAGAAGAAGAGGAGUUCACUACUCAUCUAGGAAAGUUCAGAGCCCUUUGGUCUGAGCUAGAGAUGCUUAGACCUCAAUCAUUUGAGCCGGAUGUGUUGAAUGAAUGAAGGGAGCAAGAUAAAGUGUUUGGGCUGCUCCUAACUCUCAGUCCCUCUUUCAGCGGCCUCAUCAAACCCUAUUGAGGUCUGAGAAGCUACCUACCUAUGAAGGGGUGUGUGCUCAAGUCCAAAAGGAGGUGGGCUCACACGGAUUGUUUGGAGCAAAGGAACCACUUACCUUUGCCUCACACGCUGAAGGAAGCUCUCAGUCCAUGAAGCCGGUGUACAAGAAGGGGGAUAGAAGAGGCCUGAAGUGUGAGCAUUGCAAGAGGGAUGGACACAUCAAGGAGAGGUGUUGGAUACUGAAUCCAAGCCUCAAACCUGCCAAGUUCAAGUGAGCCGUGUCCAUGGAGGUUCAAGAGAUCAGCUCGGAUCUCUUGGUUGUACACAAGGAGUGAUACAUGUAACUCGCCAA
Brassica oleracea var. oleracea is the source of this 947-nucleotide messenger RNA. RefSeq lists its product as uncharacterized. Lineage: Eukaryota; Viridiplantae; Streptophyta; Magnoliopsida; Brassicales; Brassicaceae. The record is from RefSeq and is a predicted model, not a curated record. The transcript has 2 exons. Bases 53 to 541 code for a protein of 162 amino acids.